AUGUACAAAUCUGCUGGAGCCACCCCUGUCACCUCAAACCAGCGGCUGCACUCUCCUCCUGCCCCCACAGCUGCUGGAGCCACCUCCGUCACCUCUGGCCAGCAGCUGCACUCUCCUCCUGCCCCCGCAGCUGCUGCAGCUACCACCGUCACCUCAGGCCAGCGGCUGCACUCUCCUCCUGCCCCCGCAGCUGCUGGAGCCACCACCGUCACCUCAGGCCAGCGGCUGCUGCCCCCGCAGCUGCUGGAGCCACCACCCGGCUGCACUCUCCUCCUGCCCCCGCAGCUGCUGGAGCCACCACCUUCACCUCAGGCCAGCGGCUGCACUCUCCUGCUGCCCCCGCAGCUGGUGGAGCCACCACCGUCACCUCAGGCCAGUGGCUGCACUCUCCUCCUGCCUGCACUCUCUUCCUGCCCCCGCAGCUGCUGGAGCCACCACCGUCAGCUCAUGCCAGAGUGCACUCCUCCUGCCCUCGAAGCUGCUGGAGCCACCACCGUCACUUCUGGCCAGCGGCUGCACUCUCCUCCUGCCCCCGCAGCUGCUGAAGCCACCACCGUCACCUCUGGCCAGCGACUGCACUCUCCUCCUGCCCCCGCAGCUGCUGGAGCCACCACCGUCACCUCUGGCCAGCGGCUGCACUCUCCUCCUGCCCCCGCAGCUGCUGGAGCCACCACCGUCACCUCUGGCCAGCGGCUGCACUCUCCUCCUGCCCCCGCAGCUGCUGGAGCCACCACCGUCACCUCAGGCCAGCGGCUGCACUCUCCUCCUGCCCCCGCAGCUGCUGGAGCCACCACCGUCACCUCUGGCCAGCGGCUGCACUCUCCUCCUGCCCCCGCAGCUGCUGGAGCCACCACCGUCACCUCUGGGCAGCGGCUGCACUCUCCUCGUGUCCCCGCAGCUGCUGGAGCCACCACCCGGCUGCACUCUCCUCCUGCCCCCGCAGCUGCUGGAGCCACCACCGUCACCUCUGGCCAGCGGCUGCACUCUCCUCCUGCCCCCGCAGCUGCUGGAGCCACCACCGUCACCUCUGGCCAGCGGCUGCACUCUCCUCCUGCCCCCGCAGCUGCUGGAGCCACCACCGUCACCUCUGGCCAGCGGCUGCACUCUCCUCCUGCCCCCGCAGCUGCUGGAGCCACCACCGUCACCUCAGGCCAGCGGCUGCACUCUCCUCCUGCCCCCGCAGCUGCUGGAGCCACCACCGUCACCUCUGGCCAGCGGCUGCACUCUCCUCCUGCCCCCGCAGCUGCUGGAGCCACCACCGUCACCUCUGGGCAGCGGCUGCACUCUCCUCGUGCCCCCGCAGCUGCUGGAGCCACCACCCGGCUGCACUCUCCUCCUGCCCCCGCAGCUGCUGGAGCCACCACCGUCACCUCUGGCCAGCGGCUGCACUCUCCUCCUGCCCCCGCAGCUGCUGGAGCCACCACCGUCACCUCUGGCCAGCGGCUGCACUCUCCUCCUGCCCCCGCAGCUGCUGGAGCCACCACCGUCACCUCUGGCCAGCGGCUGCACUCUCCUCCUGCCCCCGCAGCUGCUGGAGCCACCACCGUCACCUCUGGCCAGCGGCUGCACUCUCCUCCUGCCCCCGCAGCUGCUGGAGCCACCACCGUCACCUCUGGCCAGCGGCUGCACUCUCCUCCUGCCCCCGCAGCUGCUGGAGCCACCACCGUCACCUCUGGCCAGCGGCUGCACUCUCCUACUGCCCCCGCAGCUGCUGGAGCCACCACCGUCACCUCUGGCCAGCGGCUGCACUCUCCUCCUGCCCCCGCAGCUGCUGGAGCCACCACCGUCACCUCAGGCCAGCGGCUGCACUCUCCUCCUGCCCCCGCAGCUGCUGGAGCCACCAUCGUCACCUCUGGCCAGCGGCUGCACUCUCCUCCUGCCCCAGCAGCUGCUGGAGCCACCACCGUCACCUCUGGGCAGCGGCUGCACUCUCCUCGUGCCCCCGCAGCUGCUGGAGCCACCACCGUCACCUCUGGGCAGCGGCUGCACUCUCCUCGUGCCCCCGCAGCUGCUGGAGCCACCACCGUCACCUCUGGGCAGCGGCUGCACUCUCCUCCUGCCCCCGCAGCUGCUGGAGCCACCACCGUCACCCUCUGGCCAGCGGCUGCACUCUCCUCCUGCCCCCGCAGCUGCUGGAGCCACCACCGUCACCUUCUGGCCAGCGGCUGCACUCUCCUCCUGCCCCCGCAGCUGCUGGAGCCACCACCGUCACCCACUGGCCAGCGGCUGCACUCUCCUCCUGCCCCCGCAGCUGCUGGAGCCACCACCGUCACCUUUGGCCAGCGGAUGCACUCUCCUCCUGCCCCCGCAGCUGCUGGAGCCACCACCGUCACCUCUGGCCAGCGGCUGCACUCUCCUCCUGCCCCCGCAGCUGCUGGAGCCACCACCGUCCCCUCUGGCCAGCUGCUGCAUUCUCCUCCUGCCCCCGCAGCUGCUGGAGCCACCACCGUCACCUCUUUUGCUUAA
Molecule: messenger RNA, 2466 nt
Organism: Closterium sp. NIES-65
Lineage: Eukaryota; Viridiplantae; Streptophyta; Zygnematophyceae; Desmidiales; Closteriaceae
Source: the annotation of a GenBank genome assembly